Metarhizium acridum CQMa 102 is the source of this 1152-nucleotide messenger RNA. RefSeq lists its product as uncharacterized. Gene Ontology annotation, molecular function: GTPase activity. Lineage: Eukaryota; Fungi; Ascomycota; Sordariomycetes; Hypocreales; Clavicipitaceae. The record is from RefSeq and is a predicted model, not a curated record.
AUGGCAUCCUCAGACGAUGCAUCGCCGCCCGUCGCGAUCGUGUGCGUCGGCAUGGCAGGCUCUGGCAAAACGACCUUUAUGCAGCGCAUUAACGCGCAUCUUCACGGCAAGAACCAGCCUCCCUAUGUCAUCAACCUCGACCCGGCAGUGCUCAAUGUCCCCUUCGACCCAAACAUUGACAUCCGCGACUCGGUCAACUACGAAGAAGUCAUGAAGCAGUACAACCUUGGUCCCAAUGGAGGCAUUCUCACGUCUCUCAACUUGUUCGCCACCAAGGUCGACCAGAUUGUGAACCUAUUAGAGAAGAGAGCGAAGCCUGAUGCGGAAAAUCCCGACCGCAAACCCAUCGACAGAAUCAUUGUCGACACUCCCGGACAAAUCGAAGCCUUUGUGUGGUCUGCAUCGGGAACCAUUCUGCUAGAGUCUCUAGCGUCUUCGUUCCCAACCGUGAUCGCUUAUGUUAUCGACACGCCGAGAACAGCGUCCACAUCUACAUUCAUGUCCAACAUGCUAUACGCCUGUUCGAUCCUAUACAAGACGAAACUUCCCAUGAUUCUGGUGUUCAACAAGACGGAUGUGAAGGACGCAUCUUUUGCAAAGGAAUGGAUGACAGAUUUCGAGGCGUUCCAGGAAGCGCUUCGCCAGGAUGAAGAGUCGGAUGCGCUGGGCGGGGUUGAGGGCGGUGGGCACGGAGGAAGCGGAUACAUGGGCAGUUUGCUCAACUCCAUGAGUUUGAUGUUGGAAGAAUUUUAUUCACACUUGAGCAUGGUUGGCGUGAGUUCAAGGGUGGGCACUGGCGUGGAUGAGUUCUUUGAGGCGGUGGAGGAGAAGAAGCAGGAGUUCCUACGAGAUUACCUGCCGGAGCUAGAGAAGCGGCGCCAAGAAAGGGAGAAGCAAAAGAAGAAGUCGCGCGACAAGGAGUUGGACAAGAUGAUGUCCGACAUGUCUGUUGCUCCCGGUCAAGCGGCUCAACAGAGCGGCGCAGGAAACGACUCUGACGUCGAGGUGGCAAGCGACGAUGACGACUCGGACGAAGACGAAGAAGCAGCCAAACAAGGCCUGCAGGAGCGCUACCAGGCCGCGAUGGGCGAUAAUGAGGAUUCAAUCUUGGCAGAUGCCAGUUUUGCCAAAUAUCUCCAUAAGCAACGGUAG